Cantharellus anzutake is the source of this 1574-nucleotide messenger RNA. RefSeq lists its product as uncharacterized. The transcript is spliced from 6 exons. The record is from RefSeq and is a predicted model, not a curated record. The coding region runs from base 93 to 1436 and encodes 447 amino acids. NCBI's taxonomy places the organism in Eukaryota, Fungi, Basidiomycota, Agaricomycetes, Cantharellales, Hydnaceae.
GUUGAAGAAGAACAACAAAGGCUUUUCCUUUCCGUUCGGACUCUUUGCUUUUACUGAUCCUAAUCUCAAACAGAGUAGGACCCGUCUCCUCAAUGCAUGACCGAGCUUGUGAACUCUUCUACUCCAUCAAAGGCGGUACAGUCGACUACGGUUACGUCCACGCUAAAUCCUCCUUUCACUCUCGAUACGGACGUCAUUACCAAACGGGAUCUUACCCAUCUUGGUCAAGAUCGAAUCCCAUUCAUUUCGUCACCCAUUCGUUAGGAGGGACGACCGUGACGGUCAUGCAGCAGUUGAUCAAUGAAGGGCAUUUUGGGUUUGAGAAUGGCAUUCAUCCUGAUAUGGUGGCUAGCGUAACGGCUGUUAGCGCUCCGUUUAAGGGGACGGGAUUUGCGUAUAUUAUUGGCGAGGAUAGGAAGUGUGCGCCUGAAAUCGAGUAUUUCUCCGUAAACUCCUUCAUCGUCCGCUCCGUACAUACCCUCUCAUACUUUGCUCCAUUGAUCCCAUCGUGGAUCCCUCUACCCGAUUGGCAUCGAGACGCACGCCGAAUGACGAUGACGGAGAUUUCGUUCUGGGAGUAUUUGAAGCAAAUGUGGAGGAGCGAUUGGGGGGAGAGGAAAGAUGUGAUUAGUUUCGAUGCGACGUAUGAGGGCCCUGUUGAGUGGGAACGAUUUUGGAAUGGGCCGAGGGGUAAAGGGGUCAAGGGGAAGGAAGAGUCGAGGACGUAUUAUCGGUCUUAUGUUGCUUGUAUGACACAACGAGCCAGUCCUGAAACGACGCGUCACGUUUGCUCGUGGAAGUCGAACAUUUUAGAGUCGAUAUUCAUUUAUUUCUCCGCUCACCUAUUGGGGAACUUCGACUACGGUUCUAUUCGACCCGUUCCGUGGUUUAUGAAACCUCGGUCACGAUCGUCUCGUGCUGGUGUGGCGAGAGCGCGUAGUUGUGGGAACAGCGGACCUGGGAACAGUAGGGAGUUGGGUAGGAGUGAGGUAGAGGAAGAGGAGGAAGGGACGAUGUUUGGAUGCGGGGUGUUGGAUGGGAGCGAGGCUUGUGUUAGGGAGAGAGAUUUGGAAGGAGGUGUGGGGAGGAAGAAUUGGCAUGGGCGGACGGGUACCAAGGUGGAGCUUUCGGAGGAUUACUAUGCCAAUGAUGGAGUGGUGCCUCUCUUUAGUCAAUUUCAUCCAGCGAUGCCGAAAUCGAAACCGAAACCGGGUAUAUGGAACGUUUGUUAUAUGCCCGACACGACGCAUUUGAGUUUGAUGCCUCUUUGGAGAGGGACGAGGAUGCAGAAGGAGUUUUGGACCGAGUUGGGAGAGUGGCUUGAGGUUGUGGAUGAGGCGAGGAUGGAGAGCGAUGUUGAGGGGAAAGCGAGCGAGAAGGUUGGAGGAAAGAGAGCACCUGUCGUCCCUGUGCGCAGUUUUUCGAGGCCCCUUUGAGGGAGAGAGAGAGCAACGUCUGUGUGUAUGUGUGCUCACGUCUCUGUCUUCUCUCUCUUGAAGUGCAUUGUCGUGCGUGCCAUCAAAAUUUCUUACUUUCUGAGCGCAGCGAUAAAACUAGCGAAGCGUGCAACUAAC